GUUUCUUUGUGGGGAUGCUUUUCUUCUGGAGCCCAUAAAGUUUUGAGCUUUCAGAUUGGGUCUCACUCUCUCUCUCUCUCUUUUUGAAAGUUUAUUAAGGAGGGCCAUACAGACAAUACCUGUUGAAGAUGAGGGUUGGAAGGAAGAGAGGAACCCAGAGAGAUAAAGCUGUUGGAAAAAGCUGAAAGUGAGGUAACCGAAAGAGGAAAAAAAAAGCUUUUUAAUUUCCUUCCUCUAUUCUAUUCUCUUAGUCUUAGGUACCCGUAUCUAUCAUCAUCUUCUCUAGCGAGCUCAGAGCUCAUCCUGCUCCUUCUCUUAAUUCUAUUAUCAUACAACUAAGAAUGAUCGACAUGUUAGUGAUCCAUAACUCAUUACCUCCCACUUCUGAGGCCGAGAAUGGUACUGCUGCUACUGCCACUAAUAAAAGGAAGAGAAGGCCUGCAGGAACACCAGAUCCAGAUGCAGAAGUAGUGUCCCUCUCACCCAAAACCUUGCUGGAAUCAGAUCGUUAUGUGUGUGAGAUCUGCAACCAGGGAUUUCAGAGGGACCAGAACCUUCAGAUGCACCGGCGGCGGCACAAGGUGCCAUGGAAGCUGUUGAAGAGGGAAACUACAGCGGUGGUGAAGAAGCGAGUGUUUGUAUGCCCGGAGCCUAGUUGUUUGCACCAUGACCCAUGCCAUGCUCUGGGUGAUCUUGUCGGCAUAAAGAAGCAUUUCAGAAGGAAACACAACAAUCACAAGCAAUGGGUCUGCGAGAGAUGCUCCAAAGGCUAUGCGGUGCAGUCUGAUUACAAAGCACAUCUCAAAACUUGUGGCACCCGAGGACACUCUUGCGAUUGUGGCCGCGUUUUCUCAAGGGUGGAGAGCUUUAUUGAGCACCAAGACGCGUGCAACGUAGGGAGGCUGGGGCCAGAAACACAAUCACAGGCACAGGCAGUGCAAGCAGCUGCAUGCUUGUCUCGAACAGCUUCAAGCGAAACCAAUUUCAGCACUGGUUCCCCUUGGCCACAAAGCGGUACUAUAAUAAUUCCAAAUCCCACCGUUACGGUAGUAGAACCCUCCUCAUACACCAUUGUCACUGCCGAAACCAACAACAAAGUCCACCCCAACCUGGAGCUUCAGCUCUCUAAUACCACUCCUACUGCAUCAUCACAGGAAGAAAGGGUUCAUCAAGAGCAGUUGAGGAUUGCGAAGGCGAAGAAAGCGUUGGCGGAAGAGGCAAGGAAGCAAGCCAAGAGGCAAAUCGAACUGGCCGAACUUGAGUUCACUAACGCCAAGAGGAUAAGACAAGAAGCGCUUGCGGAACUUGACAAAGCCUAUGCCUUCAAGGACCAUGCAAUCAAACACAUCAAUUCAAUCAUGCUUCAAAUCACUUGCCGAGCUUGCAAGCACCAUUUUCAUUCGCCAACCGACGACCAAAUCUUCUCCUACAUAACACAAGCUCGCCAAGUACAAAAACAUCGUCUCAAACCCAUUAUUAAUUAACUCUUAAUUAGACGACAUCGAUCCCUUCCUUCUUUUACUAUUACUACUAUGUCAAGUGAGUGCUAUGGUUAUGUACGUGUGGGAUUAAUAGCCAGCUAGCGAGGUGGUGGAAAAAAUGUGGGUUAUUAUUAAUGUAAAUGUAAAUUAGUUGCAGCUUGUGCCAUGUUAUUUAAAUGCAGACUAUAAUAUGAUGAGCAGGUUUUGCUGGAUGUACGUACGUAUAUAUGGGUUAAAUAAUGUUGGUUUUUUAAUUUGUAGAUAUAAUAUAUUUGGUCUA
Messenger RNA from Glycine soja, 1761 nucleotides. Its product is annotated as zinc finger protein SHOOT GRAVITROPISM 5-like. Gene Ontology annotation, molecular function: DNA-binding transcription factor activity. Bases 342 to 1484 code for a protein of 380 amino acids. Gene Ontology annotation, cellular component: nucleus. The transcript has 3 exons. NCBI's taxonomy places the organism in Eukaryota, Viridiplantae, Streptophyta, Magnoliopsida, Fabales, Fabaceae. The record is from RefSeq and is a predicted model, not a curated record.